Cherax quadricarinatus is the source of this 1928-nucleotide messenger RNA. RefSeq names its product glutamate receptor ionotropic, delta-1. Gene Ontology annotation, molecular function: ligand-gated monoatomic ion channel activity. The record is from RefSeq and is a predicted model, not a curated record. Gene Ontology annotation, cellular component: membrane. NCBI's taxonomy places the organism in Eukaryota, Metazoa, Arthropoda, Malacostraca, Decapoda, Parastacidae.
AGGGGGUGUAUGGAGGGGGGGAGGGCCAGCAGUGGCCCUCUGGACUGGCCGUGAGUGCCAGACUGUGGCCCUGGGACAUGCCACCUACCACCUCGGUGCCAUCUUCAUCCUGGUCGACCACCUGCACCCACUACUCAACUCCCUGGCUCUGAUUCAAGAAUUAGUGUCCAAUAACUCCAUUAAUAUACAAAAAACAUUAUGUAUGUUGGUGAGUGUGGAUGCUAUGACUACUGAGAUGAGAUCUACACUGGAGGGCAGCAUCCCUGAGAUGCUGAAGAUUAUCCUUCUCAGCCUGGUCUAUCCUGCAUUAUCCUGGGAUAGUAGAGGGAUACCUGGAGGCAGCUGGGAUAGCCAGAGCAUCUGGGAUAAGAGGGAUAGCCAGAACAUCAGGUACUGGGAUAGGCAGUGCCAGACAGUGCCCCAGCAGUCAGGAAGUGCCCAGGUGAGUCUCCAGGUACCUGAGUACCCAGGGGAUGGCAGUGUCACCUUCAGGAGGGCCGGGAGCUGGAGCUGCACCUCAGGGCUCAUCCUUCAGGGACCACUAACACCUGCCCCUUCAAGUAACUUCAAGGGCAGGACCUUAAUUCUUACUGCUGUGAACAAACCCAGGGUCUUCGAAGUUCAGAGACCUCCAGGGACCCCCAAAGACCUCCAGGGACCCCCAGGGACCCUCAGGGACCUCCAGGGACCCCCAAGGGACCCCCAGCGGCCAGGGUCCCUCAAGAACGUGCAGGGAUACAUGGCAGAACUAGUCAGGGUCCUGGAGAUACAUCUCAACUUUUCCUCAGUCGUCACCACUACUAACGCUUUUGGGUGUCAGUCCCGCAAUGGUUCCUGGGAUGGCAUGAUAGGCCUCCUGGCUCGUAAGCAGGCAGACUUGGCCCCUCUGGACCUCUCACCAUCCUGGGACAGGACGCAGGUAAUAGACUUCAGUCAGUGGAUGGGAAUAGACAAUGUUAUUAUUCUAUCAAGAUCACCUCAUCCACUACGUCAACCCUUCCUUCUACUGCAAGUCUUCAGUCCAUGGGUGUGGCUGGCCAUAUUACUGACAGGUGUGGCCACAGGAAGUGUACUAUGGGCCAUGGACCACAUCGUCUGGAGUACACAAGCCCACAGGUUGAGUAAUGGACUGAAGACGCCAUAUAAGUUAUACGAGACUGCUGUUGUCUCUACUCUCAAACUGUUCGUUAUGCAAGGUAGUAAGUGGAGCUGCAGCUCCUGGUCUGGUAGACUGGCCUCCUGCUGGGUAUUCCUGGCUGUGGUAUCCCUAGUGUCACUUUACCAGGGCACUGUGGUAUCCUUCCUGGCUGUACCCAGGAUAGACAGAGCAAUAGACAGUGCAUUGGAACUGAUAGAUAGACUGCACACUGUCACACCUGUUGUACGCAAGAACACUGUCUAUUACGAGUUUAUUAUCAAUUUUGAAAAGUACAGAAAAAUUGCAGACAACUUGAUGUUUCUGCCAGACUCUUACCUGGACACAUGGGACUUCUACAGUCAUAUACAGCAGGGCAAGUAUGCUCUCAUAGACACCUGGUCAUCCAGUGUUGGUCGUAGUGUGAAGUAUGAGGGUCGUCAAGGUCAGUGUCGCUAUCAUCAGUCAAGUCAGGUGUUGAAGAGUGACCUUGAUGUUAUGACCUUUCCUCACAACUCUCUCUACAAGGACCUUAUUGACCACAAGCUGGUCCAGCUACGGUCCUUCGGUAUUAUAAACAAGUUAAGAUCGGUCCAAUUCAUGGUCCAGUGUCAGGACCAGCCAGUCCACCAGGUCCACCUGAAGUCCCUUGAUAUAUACCAGGUCAGUCCCAGGUCUCACUACCAUAUUUUAUCUUACCCUGAAUCAAAAAUGUGAGUGUCCUUUAGUUAAUGAGGGGUUUUUCUAUAUAUAUUUUUUUUCAUUUUCAGACACAGAGUGUGUUCCAUGUCAU